AUGUCCUUGUCAUUGGAGGAUGCUUCAGAAUCUUGCUGGGAUGAGAAAUCAGAUGGACAGAGAGACACCACACCAGAACUAUUAAUGGACCAUCCAGAUGGCCAUUUGGCACCAGAAGACUCUCCGCCCCCUCCUUGCCCUGACUGUGGUCGGACAUUCCAAACCCUUCGGGCCCACAACCUGCAUCGGCGUAACCACUCUGCUGAUCUCUCCUACACUUGCAAAGACUGCGACACAGCCCGUGCUGGCGCUACAGAAGGCAGCGAAAAGCCCUAUGCCUGCUCUCAUUGUGGACGUCGUUUCUGCUGGUUACUAGCCCUGCACAGCCACCACGAACAGCAACACACAGGACAGCGUGGCUACCAAUGUUCGCAGUGUGGCAAACAGCUGCCCAGCCAGCCAGCAUUCCGUAGACACCAGCAAUCUCACCGCAAAGACAGGACAUGCAUCUUCUGUGGCAAAGCUUUCAACUGCUCGGCAAAACUAACACGGCAUAUGCGUAUUCACACGGGGGAGCGACCCUAUCAGUGUCCAGAUUGCCCUCAGGCAUUUACGCAGCUUGAGACCCUUCGUGUCCACCAGUGGACUCACGAGGAUCCCAAACCCUACCAGUGCAAGGACUGCGGGCGAAGGUUUCGGGCCCAAUGCACUUUUGAGAAACACAGGAAGUUGCACAUUUCACGGAAACCGCACACUUGUCCUGUGUGCUGCAAAACCUUUUUCUUCUCUUCUCGCUAUAAGCGACACCUGCGUGUUCAUACAGGUGAAAAACCCUUUCAGUGCCAGCAAUGUGGAAAGCGCUUUAACCAACGGUCUAAUUAUCAGCGACACUGGGCUAUUCAUGUAGGCAAGAGGCCUUUUCCUUGUGACUUGUGCGAAAAGAGUUUCAGCCAGGCCUCAAAUUACCGGCGGCAUCUGAGAACUCACCGCAAGGAGGCAGAUAGGUGGGAGGAAAAGGGGGACUUUAAAUGUAUCGAGUGUGGGGUUCACUUCCAGCAUGAAGGUGGGCUGCAUGAGCACUACAUACAACAUGCCAGAGGGGAGGUGUGA
This is a messenger RNA of Staurois parvus, 1050 nucleotides long. Lineage: Eukaryota; Metazoa; Chordata; Amphibia; Anura; Ranidae. The record is from the annotation of a GenBank genome assembly.